Syngnathoides biaculeatus (alligator pipefish) is the source of this 3027-nucleotide messenger RNA. RefSeq names its product tetraspanin 31 (gene tspan31). NCBI's taxonomy places the organism in Eukaryota, Metazoa, Chordata, Actinopteri, Syngnathiformes, Syngnathidae. The transcript has 6 exons. The record is from RefSeq and is a predicted model, not a curated record. Gene Ontology annotation, cellular component: membrane. Bases 55 to 870 code for a protein of 271 amino acids.
UACUGGAUGUGUGUAUGUACUCUGAUCGACACUCCAGAGCAGUAGGUGACGGAAAUGGCAAGAAGAAGAACUAGACGAAGAAGAAUAGCGCCUCAACAGGAAAAGGAAGUUGCAAUUGGUCACGUGGUCACGUCACGCGUAUCUUACGUCAGGAAAAUAGAAGACUGGAAAAGUCAAUCUCGGCAGCGAUUUCUUCUCCUCCUUGGAUUUGGCUUUCAGUCGGCAGUAGGGAUGGUGUGCGGUGGCUUCACUUGUUCCAAAAACGCGCUUUGCGCCUUGAACGUGGUCUACAUGCUGGUCGGGCUGCUGCUGAUCGGCGUGGCAGCGUGGGGGAAGGGCUUCGGCUUGGUGUCCAGCAUCCACGUCAUCGGCGGUGUUAUUGCCGUGGGCGUCUUCCUCUUGCUGAUUGCCGCUGUGGGCCUCGUCGGAGCCAUCCGCCACCACCAAGUCGUGCUUUUCUUUUACAUGGUAAUUCUUUUCAUAGUCUUCCUCUUUCAAUUUGGAGUGUCCUGCUCCUGCCUGGCGAUGAACCGCGGCCAGCAGGAAAGCCUUCUGAACUCUGCAUGGGGCAUGCUGCAUAAUAAGACCAAGACCGACUUGGAGAGUCAGCUCAACUGCUGCGGACUGCUCAACGUCACCAGCCACCGAGCGCAGUUCGAGGAAGAUCUUCAGAACUGUCCCGCCUUAUGCAAGGAGAACAUUUCAUGCUACACGUGCGGGGAUAUGAUGCUACACCACGCCAGUGAGGCUCUCAAGAUCCUCGGAGGGGUUGGGCUCUUCUUCAGCUUCACAGAAAUUUUGGGAGUUUGGCUGGCAGUCCGCUACAGGAACCAGAAGGACCCACGAGCGAACCCGAGCGCAUUCCUAUAAUCCAUCACGCUUCAUCCCCGUGCCGUUUUUGACACAUUGGUACACGACGCAGAACGGACCGGCCCACUCGAGAACGCACCCCACACGCCUUCUUGGUCCGAGACCGGCCGGGCGUUUGCGCACGACGGGAUGACUCGUAAUACCGGUGAGGCCGACUCUCCCGUAUUCCGACCCAGCCUCUCUUUGAUGGCCCGACUUCUAGCCCUCGCGGUUGCCGCCCAUCCCAGUGAGUGAGAAGCACCUCACAAAUUUGCCCACGUGGGCCUGGAAAUGUUGUCACACGCAACAAGGGCGUCGUCUGCGACGGUGAGAAUACGUGGCCACCAGAUGUGUGGAGCAAAAUGCACAAACGGCUUGGACUUCGCAAGGGGACGAGAGGAAUUUUCUUUUUUUUUUUUAAAAAAAUCUGGACUUCAAAGGCCUCUAAAAUCAGACAUUUGUUGAAAGAAGUCCAUGAACUAUCCUACUGCCCACAUUCACACCAAUAACGUUCCAUUUGCGUUACAGAUGCAACAAUGAUCAAUUAUCACCUGAAUUGACUUUUUUUUUUUUCAUUGAUUUAUCCUUGACAGGGUUGAGUCAGAGUGGGGGGGGGGCUUUAUUUCCAACUCUUUAUUCAUAAACGGGAGCUUUUUUUUUUUUUUUCCUUCAAACUGACAUUGUAGAAAUACAAUUGGGAUUUUUUUUUCCCUCCCUCCUCCUCAAUACCAAAUCUUCUGAGUUCAACCUCUUGACAACAAAUGUGUUCAGAUUCCUCUCGGCCUCCAUCAAAGCAGACCGAUUAAGUGUGUGUGUUUUUUUUAAUUAAGAUAAGGCAUUUGCAAAUGUCGCCUUUCAUGUUGAAAAACAGUGGUCAACAUUUGAGCUAAUUUACUGACUGAAUAAUUAACUUUGUUUCACCAGGGGUGCCACUUGCAAACAAUUUGUCAUUUAGAGUGCUGAAUUUUAAUCAAUUAGUGCAUUUAGUUUUGAGAUUUUAAUAAUGAUUUUUAUUUUUUAAUAAUUUAAUGGGAAUUAGUGUUUUUCUAUUUGAUUAUUUAAAAAAAAAAUGGACAGAAGAAUUCCUUUAUAAAAUCACGGUUAUCUGCAGGCUUAGGUUUUUCUUUAUCCGGUAAGUGACACUAUUUGAAAGGUCACGGUUAUUUUGACGUGUCCUGCGACCUUAUUGGUGGAUGAACUGAAGCGACCCGAAAUGUGUCAGCCAAUCAGAGAAGGGCUUCCUUGUGUUGCAGACCAGACCAGACCAAACCAAAGGGUCCAGGAGUCAAUGGUCAACUAUGGUAUAUACUAUCUUUUCAGUUUCGUUUUUGUUUUUGUUUUUUUACCAAGAGGUAAAGACGUUACCAAAAAAGAAAACAGUUGUGGGCUUUUUCAGAGUUCAGGUUGAAGUGGGCCCCACCAGUCCAACUCAGCAUUUUGGCAGACUCUCAUUUUCUUGUCACGUUGCUCCUGGACCAGAAUUUCGAUAAAGUAGUCACUCGUUGGAAUAAUUGUGAGCUGUAACUGAGCCAACUGUCACAGGUUUGAGCGCCAUGGGACUGCAGACCUGAUGUUGUACAUAAAACUCAUCUUCCGUGUAGUUGUUCCAUUAGUGUUGCACGCACUCCGAUGUUGCUCCCUGUCAGGUACAUAGAUUUUCCUCAUAUUUAAGUGGAAUAAAUGACAAUAUAGCCAACAAACAUACACACUUUGCUAAAUCUUCCUAAAAGUGCAUGGCAGAGGCAAAUUUGCUUUUUUUAAGGGUUUGUUGUGACGUGUGGUUUGGCCUCGGUUGCAGUUCUUUUUAAUCUUGUCAGUAAUUGCUGACUCUUUCAUUCAUCAGUGUUAAAUGCUUUGUACAGAUGGGUUUGUUUUAAGACAUCUUUGUUGGGUUUUUGAUAUUUCCUGCUGAUUUAUUGACGUUCCUGUACACACUUCUUCACUUGGGAUAAGCGUCCACUUGAAUUGUCUUACUUGAACUUGCCAGCUUACAGCCGGUGCACAUUUUGCUGCUGCUUUGGGCCAGUCUUUUCCCUGAGGCUCGCAGACGCGUUGCCAAAUACUGUUCUGCUCAAUUUCCACACCUUGUUUAUAUGUGCGCGCCUCUCCUCCAAAUGUAUUUUUCCAUUUGUUUGGGGACCUCAUUUUACAAUUAAUAAAACCUGAAAUUGGACCAUA